Molecule: messenger RNA, 1014 nt
Organism: Adineta steineri
Lineage: Eukaryota; Metazoa; Rotifera; Eurotatoria; Adinetida; Adinetidae
Source: the annotation of a GenBank genome assembly
AUGAUGGCAGAAGCAACUGUGAUGCAGUUUCCUGCACGCAUUGAAUGGUUCUGGCAGACAAGAGAUGAGCCACCUAAAUGGUACAGAUAUUCCGAUGUUGAGAACAUUUUAAUUGAAGAAGCUUUUCAAGCUAAGCAAGAUCAAGUCAUUUUAGAUACAGUUCAAAUUGAUUUUGUCCAUCAGGUGCAAAUCUGCAGUGACAAUAACAAUAAUCCACAAUCAGUACCUGUGAAACGUGAAGUGAAGACCACAAGAGACAAAAUACUAAGAGAAGAUCGAUUUAUAGUUAAUCCUAUACAUCCGGAUAUGCCAUUUUGUCAUGCCUCUACUGAUUCAAUUUUUCUCGUUGCAACUAAACAACAGAUAAGUAACAUGUGUUUUAAGAAUAUUGUGGAGAUAGUUGCUGAAGGCAUAGCUCAAGAAGGUAAGAAGUUAGGAAGACAGCGUGAAGCUCAAUGGAUGGCCAAUGAAUUACUCAAAGUGAAAAACGGGUCUGAAGAAGAAAUCUGGCGCUGUUGUGCUCGUCUGUACUCAAUGGAAAGUUUUCUAUACAAGAAACUAAAUGAAGCUAUGAGGCUAGUUGACGAUAAGAAACAACGACAUAUCUGGCAGCAACAAAUAUCGACGUUAGGUCCAUUUGCUGUUCUUCUAGAUAGAAUUACUGUUAUGUUCGAGCGUCCAGCAGGCGGGUUUCGGGGAAUCAUUUACCGUGGGGCAAAUUUAUCGAAAGAUCAGAUUACAAAAUUCAAGGAGAUCGCAACCAGCAACAAUCCAUAUCGCAGUUUCCAAGCUUUUACGUCAUGCAGUCGAAAUCGUACGAAAGCUGAAAGUUUUGGAAAUACGUUAUUCAUCAUUACCCAACCUGUCCACAAGUUGUCCACCAAUAAUGAUAUAUCGCCAUAUUCCGAUUACGAUGAAGAAGAAGAACUUCUGAGUCCUGCUUAUCGAUUUCGAAUACGAAAUGUGGAGUUUAAUGUAAAGAAAAAAAAGCAUUAUAUAUAUUUGGAUGGCUAA